CACCUCGUCUCCAACUAGAUAAUUCGUCUUUGAGUUGAAUGAGUGGAGAGUGGACAUGAACUGAAAGACAAGAAAUUAAUUGCGAUCAUAUUUGGCGUGUAGGAAGCGCUUUUAAAAACACAUUUCAGCUACAGUCAUAACGAAGAUGCAACGAUGACUCAACCACAGCAGAAUGAGUUCAUUCCCCCUCCGGAGUGCCCUGUUUUUGAGCCCAGCUGGGAGGAAUUUGCCGACCCUUUUGCGUACAUCAACAAAAUACGACCCAUUGCAGAGAAAACUGGCAUCUGCAAAGUCCGACCGCCGCCGCAAUGGCAGCCACCCUUUGCCUGUGAUGUUGACAGACUGAAAUUCACACCACGGAUACAAAGACUUAAUGAGUUGGAGGCUCAGACCAGAGUCAAGCUCAACUUCCUGGAUCAAAUAGCAAAAUUCUGGGAGCUUCAAGGAUGCACCCUGAAAAUCCCUCACGUGGAAAGAAAGAUAUUGGAUCUUUACCAGCUGAAUAGGCUGGUGAAUGUAGAGGGAGGCUUCGAUGCCGUCUGCAGAGAGCGACGAUGGACUAGGAUAUCUGUCAAGAUGGGCUUUGCUCCAGGCAAGGCUAUUGGCUCUCAUCUGCGGGCACACUAUGAGAGGAUCCUCUACCCAUAUAACCUGUUCCAGACCGGAGACAAUCAGCAUAGAGCCACCCUGAACAGUGACACUAAAGAUAAGGAGUACACCCCUCACGACCUGCCGCAGCGGCAGUCUGUCCAGCCCCAGGAGACCUGCAGCAUCGCUCGCCGAGCGAAACGAAUGAAAUCUGAAAGAGGCUGUGUUAAAACCGAACCAGGAGAAGUUUGCGAGAAUCGUCCCAAUCUCAGGAGGAGGAUGGGAACUUAUGUUGGCAAACACGAACCUGUGAGGAUGGCGGUCACUGAGGUGAAACGGGAGCCCAUUAAACAUGAGGAUCCAACAGAUUAUGAAGAAACUGUAUUGGAUAAGAGACCUCCUUCGAGUAAAGUGGACCAGUACAUGUGCCUGGUUUGUGGCAAUGGGACUGCGGAGGACCGGCUGCUGUUGUGUGACGGCUGUGAUGACAGCUAUCACAUCUUCUGUCUGAUCCCUCCCCUCCACGACGUUCCCAAAGGAGACUGGAGAUGCCCCAAGUGCCUGGCUCAGGAAUGUGGCAAACCUCCUGUCGCUUUUGGCUUUGAGCAGGCCAGCAGGAGCUACACCCUCCAGGCUUUUGGAGACAUGGCAGAUUCCUUCAAGUCUGAUUAUUUCAACAUGCCAGUUCAUAUGGUUCCCACUGAGCUGGUGGAGAAGGAGUUCUGGCGUCUAGUCAGCACCAUUGAGGAUGACGUUACUGUGGAGUACGGAGCAGACAUCGCCUCCAAGGAGUUUGGGAGCGGUUUCCCUUUGAGUAGCAGCCAUUUUGAAGUCUCUCCUGAUGAUGAGCAUUACCUGAGCAGCGGCUGGAACCUGAACAACAUGCCGGUGCUGGAUUCCUCCGUGCUGACUCACAUUACAGCCGACAUUUGUGGGAUGAAGUUACCGUGGCUGUAUGUGGGCAUGUGCUUCUCCUCCUUCUGCUGGCAUAUUGAGGACCACUGGAGCUACUCCAUAAACUACCUUCACUGGGGGGAGCCGAAGACGUGGUACGGGGCGCCUGGUUAUGCCGCAGAGCACCUCGAGUCGGUCAUGAAGAACCUGGCACCAGAGCUGUUUGUGUCCCAGCCAGACCUCCUUCACCAGCUGGUCACCAUCAUGAAUCCCAACACGUUGAUGAACAACGGCGUCCCGAUCUAUCGCACCAACCAAUGUGCCGGCGAGUUUGUCAUCACCUUCCCCAGAGCUUACCACAGUGGAUUCAACCAGGGCUUCAACUUUGCUGAAGCUGUCAACUUCUGCACCAUGGACUGGAUGCCCAUCGGCCGUAAAUGUGUGGCACACUACCGCCAGUUGAGCAGGUACUGCGUCUUUUCACACGACGAGAUGGUUUGUAACAUGGCGUACAAAGCGGACACGAUGGAUGUCGACCUGGCGUCGGCCGUGCAGAAGGAGAUGAUCGUGAUGGUCCAAGAAGAAGAACAACUAAGAGAGAAGAUUAACAAGAUGGGUGUGGUGCGAUCUCGACAAGUUGAUUAUGAGGUGCUCCCAGAUGAGGAGCGGCAGUGCAGCAAGUGUCGGACCACCUGCUACCUGUCUGGCAUCACCUGUGCCUGCAGUCCUGGCAAGAUGGUUUGUCUGUACCACGCCCGGGACCUCUGCGGCUGUCCCCAUAGCAACCUAACACUCCAUUACAAGUUUAAACUGGACCAGUUGUAUCCCAUGAUGGCGUCAGUGAAGCUGCGUGCAGAGUCCUAUAAAGACUGGCUCAGUAGUGUGCAGGGCAUCCUGGAGAACAAAGGAAACAAGAAAAGAGGUUUGGAAGAGCUUCACAGCCUGGUGGAGCAGGCAGAAACGAAGGCAUUCCCACAGAUCAGCCUCCUGAAUCAGCUGCGCAUCAUCGCAUCAGAAGCUGAUAAAGUUGCUGUGAUGGCCCAACAGCUUCUCAACGGAAAGAGGCAGACGAGGUAUCGUUCUGGAGGAGGAAAGUCUCAAAACCAGAACGAGUUGACCGUUGAGGAGCUGAGGUCUUUUGUCCGACAGUUCGACAGCCUGCCGUGCAGCAUCCGACAGGCUCCUUUACUGAAGGACCUGUUGGCCCGGGUGGAUGACUUCCAGCAGCGCAGCGAGCGCCUCCUCUCUGAUGAGUCACCCAGCCCGCUGCAGCUGCAGGACCUGCUAGACGUGAGCCUGGGCCUGGACGUGGAGCUGCCUCAACUGCCUCUGUUGAGGGAGAGACUGGAGCAGGCCCGCUGGCUGGAGGCCGUGCAGCAAGCCAGCAGCCGGACAGAAAGCCUCUGCCUGGACACCAUGAGGAGGCUGAUAGACCAGGGCGUGGGUUUGGCCGCUCACAGCUCAGUGGAAAGAGCCAUGGCUCGUCUGCAGGAGCUGCUGACUGUGUCGGAGCAGUGGGAGGAGCGGGCGCUCAGCCUCAUGGAAGCCAGGCCGUAUCACAGCAUGGACACACUUGACGCCGCUCGACAAGAAGUAGAAAACAUCCCUGCAUAUCUGCCCAACUGUCUGCAGCUGAAGGAUGUCAUCACCAAGGCCAAGAAGUGGCUCCAUGAAGCUGAAGCACUUCAGCUCGGGGGCCGUAUUCCUGUGCUGGACAGCCUCGCUGAACUGCUUCUCAGAGCAGAGGGCAUCCCGGUGAGGCUCGACCCGCUGAGUCGACUGGAGGCCCUCGUCAGUGACGUUCAGACCUGGAAGGAGAGCGCAGCUAAGACAUUCCUACUGAAGAACUCACCUUUCUCUCUCCUUGAGGUGCUUUGUCCGAGAUGCGAUGUGGGGACCGUGCAUCAGAAGUCGAGGUCUAGAAAAGCAAAAGAAGCGACACAGAUCAGUAAAAAGUCUUCAACAAAACUGGAGUCUCUGUGCGACGUGGAGAGAGCGCUCUCUGAGAGCAAGGACUCUGCCUCUGCUAUGGCUACUCUCGCCGAGGUUCGCCACAGGGAGAUGGAGAUCCUGUUGUCUCUGCGUACUUCAAAUGAGUUCAAGCUCGUUCCGGCCGAAAACUGUUGUGCACUUAGUGUUUGCGUUUGCCAAAAGGCCCCUUCGGGUGCCAUGAUGCAGUGUGAGCUCUGUCGAGAAGUUUUCCACUGCGGCUGCGUUACAACACCCGCAGACAUCGAGUACGGCCAAGCCUGGCUUUGCCCACUCUGCCAGCGGUCGAGGAAACCCCCUCUGGACAAGGUCCUGCCCCUGUUGGCUUCCCUGCAGAGGAUUCGGGUUCGGCUGCCAGAAGGGGACGCACUGCGCUUCCUCAUCGAGAGGACGGUGCGAUGGCAGCACCGAGUUCAGCAGGCCUGCACGGAGGGAGCGCUGGACAAAGUGUCAAAGACGGGGAGAAUUGGAACUGCAAUAUCUUCACAUCUGACUCAGGAAAUAAACGGUUCAUUUCUUCACACAGAGCAUCAGUCUGUUCCGCUCCAGGGUCUCGGUCCGGAGCUGGAGGAGCUGAUGGUGGAGGGCUUCCUGCUGCAGGUCACUCUGCCUGAAACUGAGCAGCUGUACAGUUACCUGCUGUACAAACUGGCCCCCCCGCCCUCACACAGCGCCCCCUGUGGGACCAACACAGAACAGGACCAACAGUCUCAGAGAGGAAGCCCCCACCACCACAAGAAUGGUGUUUCCGGUCACAAAAAGGAGGCAGUGAACGGUCAGAGCAAAAGGACCAAGCGACGUAAGGAAAGCUCCGACUCUCAGCACAGCGAGAAGGCCAAGAAGUUCCGCAAAAAGAAGUCUAAGAAGAGCGAAGAGAGGAACAAAGAGAGGAAGAGGAGCGAAGAAACCAAGCGGACAUGUUCUCCUACACACACGGAGUCCGACCACGCUGCUUCAGACUCGGAGGAGGACUUCUCGCUGUGUGCUGCACCGUGGUGCAGAGAGCCAGAGGGCGACGAGGUAAACUGGGUCCAAUGUGACGGCAGCUGCAAUGAGUGGUUCCACCAGGUCUGUGUUGGACUGUCUGCUGACCGAGCAGAGAAGGAGGACUAUAUUUGCAUAAGCUGCACACAGCCAGACUACGACAGAGGAAAAUAAAGACCAAAAAGUGACUUUGAAGGAUCAGCGGUUUUUGUUGCAAGCUGCAGCACUUAACGUGCACACCUGAACUCUGUGUGCUCCUGUGGCUUCCCCCCCCCCCCCCUUUACCUUCUGGCUUGCCCUUAACAUGGUGCUAUUUACUGUUUUUUUUUCUUUCUCCAGAGUUACAAAAGACUUCAGUCACUGUUUUCGUCACAUGGCUGGUUUUUCAGCCAACCAACUAAUCCUUUCUGAAACUUUCCAGGACUUGAUGCAGAUGUUCAAAAUGUUUCAACAGCGCAGGGAUUUUUCAACCAAAAACAAAAAGUCAAUUUGACAUUUUAGAACUGCUUUUUUCCUUCUUUUUUUUUACAUACAUCUGAACAAUGUGAAAUGUAUCUUUCUCUUGUAGAGUAAAUAUUAUUUAUCUAAGCAAUAACUGAACUGAUGAAUUGAGGUUCAGUUUUCACCGGAGGUAUAUUUGUGAUUAGAAGUUCUUUGAUAGAAUGCCUUCUUGAAGCAAAAACCCUGAAGACUUCACUUUACGAAUCCUAUGAUAUUAAACAGUUCAAUAAGAUUUGUGAACAGAACUUGAAUCAGGAACCAGAGAGCGACUGUAUGUCUGAGCUAGUUAAUGUGCAAAAGUUAGCACCUGAAUAUUUACCCACAUCCCUUAAAUCAUUGACUUUGAUAUAAAGUCUGGUUCCCUUUUGUGCUGUCUGCAGAGGGAAAAAUUAGUCUUGGCGUUUGGGUGAGACUUGAUGUUCACAAAAUAAUAAUGAACUGUCCGACAUCAAAGGAAUGUACAUUUUGUUUUAGGGUGGAUUUUCCCUUUUUAUGGUUUAGAUAAAAAAUAUUGUGUUUGACUUAGAUUUAACACAGACUGUGUGAUAUACUUGCCACGGAUAUAUGACCUUUUUCUGCUCCUUUCGGUAAAUAAUAUAAUUCAUAUGUUGCAGUUUGCAUUAUAAAAUAAAAAAUGUUUGUUCCCAUGUGC
Cottoperca gobio is the source of this 5608-nucleotide messenger RNA. RefSeq names its product lysine demethylase 5Ba (gene kdm5ba). Gene Ontology annotation, biological process: chromatin remodeling; regulation of DNA-templated transcription. Gene Ontology annotation, cellular component: nucleus; chromatin. Gene Ontology annotation, molecular function: DNA binding; histone H3K4me/H3K4me2/H3K4me3 demethylase activity. Lineage: Eukaryota; Metazoa; Chordata; Actinopteri; Perciformes; Bovichtidae. The record is from RefSeq and is a predicted model, not a curated record.